Lactuca saligna is the source of this 1473-nucleotide messenger RNA. NCBI's taxonomy places the organism in Eukaryota, Viridiplantae, Streptophyta, Magnoliopsida, Asterales, Asteraceae. The record is from the annotation of a GenBank genome assembly.
AUGUAUACAGAAAAGUCGAUCCAACAAGCAAUAUGUUGCUUGUUUCUUAUAGCAUACAUUGCAAGAAGCCAUGCUGCUGUUGUCAACAUUAAAUCCAAAGGCGCUAAGGGCGAUGGCAUAACCGAUGAUGGCCAGGCAAUAGUGAGUGCUUGGAACGAAGCAUGUAGAAGAGAAGCACCAAGCUCAGUGUUGAUUCCACCAGGGACCUACAUGGUAUUUCCUCCUAUUGAUCUCAUUGGCCCAUGCAAGGGUCCAAUUAAGAUCAAAGCCACCGAAGCCAUCAUCAAGGCCCCACCCGAGCUUGAAAAGUUCACAACCACAUACUGGAUCGCCAUAAGGAAUGUUAGUAAGUUGACUAUGAUCGGUGGUACUUACGAUGGCCAAGGAGAACAAACUUGGUUGCAAAAUUUAUGCCCGGAUGGGGGGCCAGGACCUUGCCCACUUCCAGUCAAUCUUCAAUUCACUAAUGUCACAAAUUCAUUGUUGCAACACAUAACAUCUACCGAUAGCAAAUUCUUUCACAUGAGUGUCAACACAGAUGGAAUUCAAAUCGGGCGUUUAAGCGGUGUCAACAUCACAAACUCAGUAAUGAGAACGAAUGACGAUUGCAUUUCAAUAGGUCAAGGAUGCAGGAACAUCCGUAUCAAGAAUAUUAUGUGCGGACCAGGAGAUGGCAUAGGUAUUGGUAGUUUGGGAAGACGCGCAAAUGAAGAACCUGUACAAGGAAUCUGGAUCAAGAAUGUCACCAUGACAGGCACAGAAAACGGACUCAGGAUAAAGACUUGGCCUACAUCUUUCCCAGGAAGUGUUAGUGACUUGCAUUAUGAAGAUAUCAUCAUGCACAAUGUGUCAUUUCCCAUAUUCUUCGAUCAACAAUUUUGCCCUUUGAAUAACUGCCAGAAUGGAACUGCAUCAAACGUGAGCAUAUCGAAUGUGAGCUUUAGGAAUAUCAGGGGAACAUCAGCAACUAAGGUGGCAUUGAAGUUUGAUUGCAGCGCAGAUGUACCAUGCAAGAACAUAAAGGUGGCUGAUAUUAAUUUGACGUACGAAGGACCUGAAGGAGGACCUGCCACCUCGGAGUGUGCUAACAUUAAACCCAAAGUCGUCGGCCAUGUUGUUCCUCCAGCUUGUCCAGGAAAAAGACCAAUCGAAGUGACAGUUGAGAAACUUCAAUUCUUGAAAAGAGUUCAAGAAUUUGUCUUAAACCCUAAACCACCAUUGGAGAUGAUUGACGUUCUCGUCGUUGCAGUGAUAUCGGCCAUUGCCACCGCUCCUGCUGUUGUCAUGGUUCAUGCCACGACGGCUCCAAAUCCGGAAUACACCACUUGGAAGGAACGUGAUAAAUUUGUUUUGCUUUGGUUCAAGUCUACAUUUACUGAUCAUGCGUUAGCUCUAGCCGUCCGCUCCACUUCAUCUCGUGCCGCCUGGCAGACAAUUGAAAAAUUGUUUCAAGCUCAAACUAGGGCAUGUUGA